Molecule: messenger RNA, 774 nt
Organism: Fonsecaea nubica
Lineage: Eukaryota; Fungi; Ascomycota; Eurotiomycetes; Chaetothyriales; Herpotrichiellaceae
Exons: 2
Coding region: 1-774 (257 amino acids)
Source: RefSeq, a predicted model, not a curated record
AUGACGUCCAAACCAAGCACCAGAUGGUCCCAGAAGGGGACACGCCCCGUGCGUGUGGCCAACUGCUCAGGCGCUCGAGGUGACCCCGGAUACCAGAUGCGGCGGCAGGCGACGUUGGGGGAUGUCGACUUCAUCACCGGCGAUUACCUCGCUGAAGUCAAUCUGGCGGACAAGGCCGAGCUUUUCGUCGCCGGGCAGGCCGACGGGUGCGAACCGACCGCGUACAACGGCAUUGCCGAGACGCUCGACGUCCUGGAAGAGAAGCGCAUCAAGGUCAUCGUCAACGGCGGCUCUCUCAACCCGGCAGGACUGGCGGCCAAAGUCCAGCGUCUGGUCACGGAGCGCGGCUACAAUCUCAAGGUAGCGUACGUCGCGGGCGACGACCUGCGAGAGGUGGUCAAGCAGGAACUGGAACAGAAGAAACGCCUCCCGAGUCACCUGGACGCGGAGAACAACAAGGUCUCGUUGGCCGAGAACGUCUAUUCCCUCAUGGACCCGUGUAAAGGCCGACUCGAAUCUGUAGUUGAUGAUUAUGAGCGCGGACCUGUCAAGGUAUUCAGUAUCGUCCCCAGUCUACUAGUGUCUAACAUUCCACCACUGGGGGCAGAAUAUCAAGGAGAUCCCCUCUUUUUGCUCAAGGGUGACAAGAGCAAGGAAUGGAUUGAGGAAGAUGAUCCUGACGGCAUCGAACUCGGGUUACACGGUACAGAAUUCACAGCGAGUCACGCCGAGAUCAGGGAAUCGUUUUAUAGGGAGCCUUGUUCAAAGACAUGA